Myripristis murdjan (pinecone soldierfish) is the source of this 7090-nucleotide messenger RNA. RefSeq names its product inositol polyphosphate-5-phosphatase F (gene inpp5f). Lineage: Eukaryota; Metazoa; Chordata; Actinopteri; Holocentriformes; Holocentridae. Gene Ontology annotation, molecular function: phosphatidylinositol-4-phosphate phosphatase activity. The transcript is spliced from 21 exons. Bases 386 to 3847 code for a protein of 1153 amino acids. The record is from RefSeq and is a predicted model, not a curated record. Gene Ontology annotation, biological process: phosphatidylinositol dephosphorylation; regulation of endocytic recycling. Gene Ontology annotation, cellular component: clathrin-coated endocytic vesicle; early endosome.
UUGACAGUCUGUUAACGUCCUGAAUGGAAAAAGGCAGUGCCCUGGGAUUAUUAUUUUUUUCUCACUCACUCACUCACUCACUCACUCAAGUUUGUUUACGUGUCCUCUCCUCGGCAUGACUAAAGAGAGGGAAUGCUCCGCCAGCAGAGAGGGCAUCUGAUUGCCAUUAUGCACACAAGAGGAAUUGACGACUCCGACAAGCAUCCAGCCGCCGCCGCCGCCGCUGCUAGCUAGCUUGCUCGGUAGCUAGCCGUCCGUUGGAGACGAGCUAACCGUGGCUAGCCAGUCGCUCGCUGCCUGGCUAACUACAAUUUAUUCGCCUAUACGUGGCUGUUUUUGUGUUGUCCAUCUGUCUACAUAUUUUGGUGUAACGUAAACGGACAAAAUGGAGCUGUUCCAAGCCAAAAACGACUACAUCCUCCAGAGCGGCGACCGUGCUCUGUGGUGUAGCCGAAAAGAUGGGACCAUGACCGUCAGACCUGCUACAGACCUGUUGUUGGCUUGGAAUCCGGUAUGCUUGGGUCUAGUGGAAGGUGUCAUUGGAAAGAUACAACUUCACACAGAGCUUCCUCUCGGCCUUGUAUUAAUCCGCCAGAAAGCACUGGUGGGGCAUUUACCAGGAAACCACAAAGUCUACAAGAUCACCAAGAUAGCUGUGAUUCCACUAUCUGAAGAAGAGCCCCAGGAGCUUGAGCUUGAGGGGAGCUUCAUGGAUGGUGAGACAGAAUAUUUUCAACUUUGCAAGAAGCAUCACUUUGGAAUCGACAAACCAGAGAAACUGGCCCAGUCUCCUGACGAGUCCAAGUUCCUGAUGAAAACUUUAAGUCAGAUCAAAUCCAAUGUGGCCGUGCCCAUCAAGAAAAAGUAUUCCCCUGCCUUCCAGGUCAAAGAAAACAAAGAGAAGGAGCGCUUGGAGAGGCGGCUGCUUGACGAGCUGUACAAGAUUUUCAUGGACUCCGACUCCUUCUACUACAGUAUGACCUACGACCUGACAAACACUGUGCAGCGGCAGGGAGACUCGGACGAGUCCAACUUGCCUUUAUGGAAACGGGUGGAUGACCGUUUCUUCUGGAAUAAACACAUGAUCCAGGAGCUUAUCGACCUUCAGGUCCCAGAGGUGGACUUCUGGGUGAUACCCAUCAUUCAAGGCUUUGUGCAGGUGGAGGAGCUGGUGGUGAACUACAACGAGAGCUCUGACGAGGAGAGGAGCAGCCCCGAGACCCCGCCACAGGAGCUCACCUGUGUGGACGACAUCCACCCUCGCUUCACAGUGGCCCUCAUCUCCCGAAGGAGCCGCCAUCGCGCAGGGAUGCGAUACAAACGCAGAGGGGUGGACACAGAUGGCCAUGUGGCUAACUAUGUGGAGACAGAGCAGUUGAUCCAUGUGCACAGCCACACUCUGUCCUUUGUGCAGACUCGCGGCUCAGUACCCGUCUUCUGGAGCCAGGCGGGGUACCGUUAUAAUCCCCGGCCGCGUUUGGAGAAAGGAGAGAAGGAGACCAUUCCUUACUUUGCUGCCCACUUUGAAGAACAGCUUAAACUCUACCAGAAGCAGGUCAUUAUUAACUUAGUGGACCAAAGUGGACGUGAGAAGCUGAUUGGCGACGCAUAUCUGAAGCAGGUCCUCUUGUACAACAAUCCAAACCUUACCUACGUCUCAUUUGACUUUCAUGAGCACUGCCGAGGUAUGAAGUUUGAGAAUGUGCAAACACUGACGGAUGCAAUCUCUGAUAUUAUAACGGACAUGAGGUGGGGCUGGGUUGACCAAGCAGGAGUCAUUUGCAAGCAGGAGGGCAUCUUCAGGGUCAACUGCAUGGAUUGUCUUGACAGGACCAAUGUGGUCCAGGCGGCUAUAGCGCGGGUGGUGAUGGAACAACAGCUGAAGAAACUCGGUGUGAUGCCUCCAGAGCAGCCUCUACCGCUUAAGUGCUACAGGAUUUAUCAGGUCAUGUGGGCAAACAACGGAGACACCAUUAGUAGGCAGUAUGCAGGAACAGCUGCCCUAAAGGGAGAUUUCACCAGAACAGGGGAAAGGAAACUGGCUGGUGUGAUGAAGGACGGCGUGAACUCAGCUAACCGCUACUACCUGAACCGCUUUAGAGAUGCAUACCGGCAAGCAGUCAUUGACCUAAUGAUGGGCCUGCCAGUGACAGAGGACCUGUACUCCAUUUUCAGCAAGGAGAAGGAACAUGAGGAGAAAGAGAAAGAGAGCCAAAGGGGAGCCCAGGAGCAGGUCAGCCUCCUGCUUCAGACCUACAUGCAGCUGCUUCUGCCAGAUGAUGAGAAAUUUCAUGGGGGCUGGGCCCUCAUCAACUGUGACAUGAGCCUUGUAGAUGCAACCAAUAAAGAUGUGGAUGUGCUGCUGCUUCUGUCCAAUAGUGCUUACUACAUUGCCUACUAUGAUGAAGAAGCAGAUAAAGUCAACCAAUACCAGCGCCUCAAUUUAGAGGGUUUGGAAAAGAUUGAAAUUGGUCCGGAGCCCACUCUUUUUGGGAAGCCAAAGUUCUGCUGUAUGCGCCUACAUUACAGGAAUGAAGAGACAAGUGGCUACUUCCACACGCUACGGGCAGCAACUCGAAAUCCUGAGGAUGAUGGAAAAGACACAUUACAAUGCAUAGCUGAGAUGCUUCGCAUAACAAAACAGGCCAUGGGCCUAGACCUGCUUGUGGUUGAAAAGAAGUUGGAGAGGCGGCAUAGUAAACCUCAUGAAGAUAUAAUGGGCAUCCAGGCCAAAAACACUGACCAGGUCCAUGGCAGUUCUGGUCUGGCACAGGGCAAAAGUUUCCUCCUCAACAAAUUCUCCUCUCUCAAUCAAAAAGUGAAGCAAACCAAGACGAACGUAAACAUUGGGCCCUUCAAGCCCCUUGGCAGGCUUGGCACCUUCUCCAAGCCCGAUGUGAAGGUGAACUUCUUAAAACCCACUAUGCACGUCAACUUGUGGAAGUCGGACAGCAGCUUGGAGACAUCGGACAGCAACCCUGGAGCUCUGAAAGACCUCGGUGAUGACAACUCUGAAAUCUCCUCUGAUUCUGACUCCUACAACUCUGACCCAGAGCACCCGUGCUCUGGCUCCUUGGAGAAUGUGGACUAUGUGCUGCCCAGUUGUGGCAUUGUAGCUUCAAACCCACGACUGGGCAGUCGCUCUCAGUCUAUUGGUAGCGUUGAAUUAAACAUCCCCUCGGUCAUCCGGGUCACUGGCUGUGACGGUAAGCAGGAAAGCUCCUCUCAAGUCAGUGACGACAAGUCCCCAGGAGCUGCCUCAGUGGCUGAAGAAGCCAUUUUGAUUGACUUUGGAACCCCCAUCGAUGCCUACUGCCACCAGUUUGUUCAGGAUGCACAGACCAAACCUGUUGAGGUGUUUGGAGAGCAUCCACCAGCUGCUGCCGCCCCACACAACUCCCUGGUGCCUGUGCAGACCAAGGGCCCAGCAGACUCAGACAAGCAGGCCGGCCCAGAGCAGCAACAGGCACCACAGGAGCCCCAGCUCCCCAGGCCGUCCCAGCUCGAUGUCCAGUCCACUACCUCCGGCUCUAGCCUCCUCACCGUCCAGAAGCCCAGCUCCGCGGUCUCAGGAGGCUCUCAGAGGAGUCUGUGUUCUCAGAUGGAGGGCAGCUUAGGCCCAUCGCCUGCUGACAGCAACGGCAGCCGAGUUGUGUCCCCCUUUGCCAAGAUCAAGAGCUCCAUGGUUCAGGUGGCCAGCCUCACCCAGGCGGGACUCACCCAAGGCAUCAACUUUGCUGUGGCAAAGGUGCAGAAGAGCCCAGAACCGGAUGUGGUCAACGAGGCCCAAGAGAGUGAGCUGAAGGCAAUGUUUACACAGUGCCAGACCAGGAUCAUUCAGAUCUAACUCUUUUCCUUGUAGCAGGAUUUUGUAGUAGUAUAUAUAAAACAUCCAGUAUGGUAGCAGUAGCAUAAGCUUGCACUAAGCGACUCUACUCGAUAAGAACCCCGCUCUUAAGUUUGCCCUUUAGUUGAACUGACCCACGUUUACUCUUGUACAGAAGAUACAGUACUUAAGUCCAACAUGACACUGACUAUGUUUACAUGCACACAAUCAUGUAAUUACGCUUCUGGUUAAAAGAACGCUUCGAUUAAUUGGAGAAUUGGUCCCAAGAAUUAGUCCCAUUUUUUUUUCGGACACAAGAAAUGUAGCACAUAUCCCUAUUUUCAUGCUUUUCAAUAUUCCACUCUCCACUCAUUGAUAAAAUAUCAGUCGUCCCCUCUCCUGUGAGCAUAAAUCACUUUUCUCAAGUCAUUUGAGAAACUGCAGUAAUGAUGAUACCAUUACAUUUUGUUACUUCCAUAUACAUGUCUAAUUAGUUAUCCAUACUGUUAACUUAGUAGCUCUAACACCUGCAGGCUGGAGAUAAAGGGAUAUAGAUGAGAAGUUGAAAGCAGGCAGUGCAGUAUGGUCAAAGUACUGUAUGUUGGGAAUAAGACAGUUUUGAUAACCCGUAGGAGGUGUUGAUACAUCCAAAAUCAAAAACAAAUACGGCAGCUCUUGCAGUGAAAGAUGUUUUGUAAGUUUGGUCUUUAUUGGUUUAUUGAUACUCAGAUUAUGAGUAGCCAAAGUGACAUAAUUCAGACAUAUAAUUAGAGAUGAAUUUGCAUACUUCAUAUUUGAAACCCACACACUUCCAAAAUCUGGACACACACAUUCAAACUUGAGUAUUUCUGUGCAUGUGAACAUAUCACUGUCCCUGAGUGUUUGAGGAACUCUUCUCAGUUGAUUUUCCCGUUAUGGUUGCAUGUAAGGUUAAUGGUAAAAACUGACUUUGACAAGGCAGGUAAAUAUUAGCUGCAUGUAGAAAGACCAACUCCCAAGUUAUUAUGUACUGUAUGUGUGAUCUCCUACGUGUAGGUCACCUAUUGGCUUUCGUGGUAUAGAAUCUGACCAAAUGUCUUUUGUGACUUCCAAGGGACAGUUCUGUGUUAAAUAUUACCCUUUGUAUAGCUGUCAAAAAACAAGCAAGACUACAUAGUUAGGCCUAUGUAAUAUCAGUGUUGUCAAGUGUAACCUAGGAAACAUACCAUUAUAGAAAUUAAUGACCACAAAAGAAACUUAGUAAGAGUAUACUGGUUGUUGAUAUGUACAGUAAGUAUUGUAUGUCUAUCUGUUCCCUGAGUAGAGCCUUCCCAUUUAUCAAUAUAUAUAUAUAUAUAAUCUAUAUAUUUAUGGACAUAAAAGAAGUUUAUCUCCGUACACUUUAGCUUUUGAAAAGAUGCUAGAGUGACAGCUUAAGAGGUAAAAGCAUUUUAUUUUGAAAAGGAUAACUCCAAACAGUGAUCGCUAACCAUGAAUAACCAGGAAAACACUGGACUGAAAUGUUUUUUUUGACAGAUAUGUGUAUUGAAUUUGCUAUCAUGCUAAUGGUUGUCAUAAUUAACACUGAGGGUUUGUUUGAUCUAAGUCCUCAGUUGUAAAUUAACGUUGCAUGUUUGACAAUGACUGGAGAGUAGCAUAUAGGUAUAUGCAAUUAGCCCAACCCAAACUUUAAAACACUGUUCGAUGCUUUAUGCACUCCCUGAAUUGAAAGCAUAUUUGCCUUAACAGGAAAUUGAAGUGGGAUUAUGUAUAUCAGGUAUUUAUGGCAAAAUCUACUUUUUUUUUUUUUUUUUUUUAACCUAUUCUUACAUGUUACAUUUGUGUACUGUAUACAGAGAUCAUGUUCAGGGUCAGCAAGCUUUAUCUUGGGAUAUUUCAUCCACUGGCCUUUACAUUCUCCAUUGUGUAAAGAAGCUCAGGAAAUGAGCAACUUUGAGAAAUGUCAACGUUGUCUUAUGUAUGUGUGUGUGUGUGUGUGUGUGUGUGUGUGUGUGUGUGUGUGUGUGUGUGUGUGUGUGUAUAUUGUACAGUAAGUGUGGGUUUGUGUGUUAGAGCAUCCCUGCUGCUGCUGCUGGUGUUUAGGAGUGCUGCCGUUAGACCUCUAUAAGAUAAAUCACGUGCUGUAAAUGUUGGUAUGUUAUAUACUAAGUGUUUUUUAUUUCUUCUUAACCUCAUUAAAAGGUUUUGCCUCAUGGCUUUACGAUGGUUUUCAUUCAAGCUCUCCCUCAGGACCUUGUUGAAAUGAGAUUGAAGCUUGAUCUGAUCCAGCGGCCACUUUGUUCUAGUGUUGCGUAUGUUUGAUGUCUAUUUAUGCUAAUGAAUAACAAUAAUAAUAAUGAUAUGGUCCGCCUUGAGCUGGAAUAUCCCAAGAUAAAGUGUCACAAGUCACCUUUCAAGUUUUGUGUUUUUGUACUGGUUGAUAUUAGCCUCUGUUUUCUUGCUUUUAGCUUGCUCACCAGCAGCGUUAAGGCCUAGGAUAGCUGUGUAUUUGACCUCAAUCACUAAUUGUGUUACAGUGAGCCUGUAGCCUGUCCUGCUUCGUGGGUGCUGCAUUGUAUCGUGGGGUGGCUAUGAGUUAUUGAACCUGCUGAUAUUGUCUGGUGCUGCCAAAGCUUUAAGAUGAUGGCUGUAAUGCAAUAGGAAUGCAAGGCUUCAAUGCAAACUUUGUUCAGGAAUGCAAAAGUGGAGUAGUUCUCAAUUGGAGCAGAAGUUAUUCUGACCUGAACUGUAUUUUAGGAAAAAAGAAAGAAAGGAACAAUUAUUGAUAACAUUCCUGUGAGAGUAGACCACUAUGCUGAAAGAGUGGGAUCUUAAUUUUUUAUAUGCAAAAGCUGGCAUAGUUGAAUUUGAUCUGAUGUUUGCUGGGUGAGGUUUUUUUUUUUUUUUUUUUACUUUACACCAAGUGCUUUUGAAACCACCUGUUCAUUUUGUUGUCUGUGGUUGGCUUCCCCUCCCAUGAGGACCCCGUCCAUGGAUGAUGUUCCAUGACAUUUGCGAGAUCAUGUGAUUAGAGGUCUAAGCAUAUGAUUGCACUGCGUUCAAGCACAUGUUCCAGCAUUAGUACCACGUCAUCUGAAUGUCUGUGGUUGUAGUUCACUUAACUGACUGUUGUCAUUGUUUUCCAUUGGUGUACUCAGAUUUUAUUGUAUAUUAAAAUAUCCUAUUUAUUCUUAAUCCUCUUCCUGCGUGUUACUUGAUAACAGAGUGCGACUGUGCACUUUGGUCCGGGAAUAUAUUCCGUUGGAAUAAAAGUAUAAGAGUGAA